CAAAUGCUUGUGGCCGAAAUGGAGCGCCAUUUUAUUAACCUUUUAGGCGGGGAGACGUAUUUCUCGAUAAAUAUGUGCUCAAAUGUGCUAAAUAAAAGCGUUCCCGUCGAUAUUAUAAACCGUUAAUUCCAUCUGAUCCUAAAUCUCGUAGAGUAGAAUCGGCAUGGAAGAUGGUUUGAAUGGCAUUUCAUCCGAGAGCGAGGCCCCGAAUCAUGUGAACAAUGGCGUAGCCUCYCCGAUAAUGGCAAAUUUCUCGGAACCAGAGGAGGYUGUUUCGAAGGAAGACACCGUCAGUAAAAUAAACGGAGACAGUGAGCAGAUUUCUAACCCGGAAGAGUACAGUUCGGAGAGCGACGCUUUGGUGAUUGACGACGGCGCCCCCGCUAAGAAAAAAACACCUUCGCCGGAAUCAGAAGUUAUCCCCCAUUUYAACCCCUACUUUAACGAGUCGAUUUUCGAGCUGUCUCAGCAGCACCAAAACGACAACUCGCUCAAAACCACCGCCCCACAAGUUAGUCUGCAUAAACACAAGCGGCUGAAAGCGAAAAACAGCCCGAAAUUGCGGGAGUACGCCCAGUACCUAGGACUACAACCUACAGUGCAGUUUAAGUGUUCACGAUGUGGACGAGCUGGUUUCGAGUCGCUAACGACAUUAAACGACCAUAUCAUCCAGUGUACCGACGAGCCCAGUGCGGAGCCCCAAGCCCCGGAAAAUUCCUCUUCUAGUUUCAAAUUGCGACGAAAAGUGUUCCUGUGUUCCGCGUGCGGGACGUACUACGAGAACUGGAACUUGUAUUUGCACAUGUUGGAAGUGCACAGACGCUAUUUGUGUUUAUAUUGUUUGGGUAUGUUUUCAGUAUUAGACGAUUUGUGUUUACACAUCCAAUCGCGACACAACCUCGAGCCCGGCCGUAAAGACACCCUAGACGAUUUUUUUAGUGCAUAUUCAGACCCCUGCUACAUCGUGUGCUGUGAAUGCAACAAGCUCUUUAACGAGCAAGACAAUUUUUUCUACCACAAUUGCGCUAAGAAAAACCAAAAAACGAAUAAAUCACAAAAACCUAAACAGCAGAUUCGGCCCGAAGAUCACGUCACCGGCGAAUCCCUCAUUAACGGCAAUUGUUCGCAAUCUGACCCCGAAAAACAAAAGAAUCACGCUUCCCCGGAAACACAGACUGACAAGCAAAUUGAUGACACCGUCAUCGAAAAACAACAGGAAGAAAUCGUUUACUCCACCGACGACGAGCUGGAUUUCAAAGGAUUCACCGAGGCUGGAGAACCUGUCUACAAGAACGACAAACUGACCCCCGAAAACCCCGAACCAGAGGACCCCCCGGACGAAGCCAUGGAGGUCGAAGAAGAGCCAAUCGAGACGCGAAAAGUUCCUAAACUGUCUCUCAAGCUCAAACCUGGAUCUUUUCCCCAAAUAGAGCAACACGAACCGGAAAAUCACGAGCCCGAAAUUGAGCAGAUAGAAAGCGAGGAGGUCCCCUAUGUGGAGGAGGAACCCCCGAGCGACCCCAAAGAAGAAGAGGAACCGGAAAUGAAAAUCGCCGGUUAUGAUAUUAAUAUAAUCGAACUUGAACUCGAACAGCCUUUGGACAAGUUCGAUAUUCGUGUUUUGUUGCAGAAAUGUCUCAAAGCCACUGCCCCCYUCUGUAUUUACUGCAACCAUGCACGCAAAAUCGCUGUCAACGGCAAAGAACUCGGAUUACACGCAAUUGGAGAGCACCGUUUUUCGGCAGUUGUAAGUUCCAUCACUGCUGAGGAGCUCAUUCCAGAGAGUUUCGUUUCCCGUAUUAAGGAGAGUCUACCCGAGUUGGAAAAUGUGUUUUUCAGUCUUGAAUCUAGUCCCUCAGAUGAAGGUGUCACCUUUUCGCACGUCUUCGAGUGUUUCCAGUGCAGAUACUCAACAACAGUUCACAAAGAACUCUAUUUACACAACCGAAAGUCACACGCAAAAAAUCUCCUCUUGUGUAUCAUGUGCAAGUCAAAUUUUUACAGUUAUAGCGAAUUGAUUUGUCACUUAUGUCCCGGAGUUUACAUUCUUGAUUAUGAUGUCGGUUUUCGGUGUUGUAUGUGUGUUGGAGAUGACCUUCCGUCGGCUUUUCGCCUGAUGGUACAUCUCCGGAAACGACACCACGUUUGCGAUGUGUGUCUUGAAAUGUGCCAUAGUCAGUAUAGACUGUCAAAUCACGUCUGGAAACAUAAGUUACACCACUUUUGCUACCGCUGUGGUAUAGCUUAUAGGAACAAACCGGACAUCACGAGGCACUUGUUUUGGAAACAUGGCACCGAGAGUGUACUUUGUAAAAAAUGCCUACAGAAGAAGUGGCCCCAUGUUUACCAUUUCUGUGUACCACCGACUAGUUUUGUUUGCGAGGAGUGUAACCUAACAUUCACACGAGCUGUUUCUUUGAAAGUGCAUAAAAGAAUACAUACGGAUGAGAAACCACACGCUUGCACCAUCGAAGAUUGCCAGGAAAGGUUCAUUUCGAAGAAAUUGCUUGCGAAACACGAGUUGAAACACAAGGAGCCGCCUGAAGAGCCCAARAUUGAGGAGCAAGAGGAAAGUAAAGCAAACAGCGAAAAUAAGGAAGAAACUGAAGAAAAUAAAGAGGAAAAGGUUGAAGAGAAGGAGAAAAUCAAGCCGAAAGUUGACGUUUAUGAUUUACCUGAACUGAACCUUUCUGAAAGUGACAGUAGCGAAUCGGAGGACGAGACUGAAAAAACGAAGAAGGAAAGUGAAGAAAUUAAAGAAGUGAUCGAGGAAAACCAGAUUGAAAAUGAAAUUUUUGAACCAGUGUCAGAAGUGACUGAAGAUCCAGUCCUGGAAAACAAUGAAGUCGUCCUUGAGAAUAUUUGGGAUGAUUUUAAAAACUAUCAAGCAAAUAAAGAAAAAUUCGACCAUAUGUUUAUCGAUAAUGAGAAGAACGAGCAAAGUCAGAUCGAGCCCGAACCGGUCCUGGAAAAUGAACCUCUGACUCUUGAAAUGGCUCUACGAGACCACGACUACUGCAUCGAUCCUGAUAACAAACCCGAUAUUAGUUUUACCGAAGUCAAACCGGAUUUGUCGCAGAGCGUAGACCAUGAUUAUUGCACCGCCAAGAAUGAUUCAGCCAAACCUGAAACGACCGAGGUUAAAACAGUUGCAGAAAGCAAACCUGAGAAGAAAGUCAAUAGUUCAUCGAGCGAUUCGAGUAGUGAUAGCGACUCGUCGAGUUGUUCCUGUGGACCGAAUUGUUCGUGUAGUUCAAGUUCGGGUAGUUCCAGUUCGAGUUCCGAAAGUUCCGAUUCGGAUUCKUCAACGGAAGAGGGCCGCAAACGACAACAAUUGCGACGUGAUCGCAGACGGCAGCGAAAGACUAAAGGAAAAAACAAUGAAACUAAAGUAGAUAUUGUUGUCGAUAAUACAGUUCCCAUGGCCGACAUGCCGAUACUUGAGUCAGAUUUGGAAACUACGGAAAGUGAAACGGAUGAAGAGUUCUACGACAAGCAGCCACACUUAAUCGCUAAGAAGAUUCUGGAAGAGAAACGUAACCAAAUUUUGGCUGGUAUCGAACAAGCUCCUAAUGGUUCUUUACUCGAGAAUAGUCGAGCAGCGACACCGAAUCUACCCGAGGAAGAACAAGUCAAGAAGAAGAAGUCCAAAUCGAAGAAAAAGAAGAAGAAAAAGAGUGAACGUAAAGAAAUGGAAGCGAAGGAGUAUAACACGUCUAACAUUCCAGGAUAUUACCAGUACUACCAGCCCCCGACAGUGGCACCAAUCACUCUGACCMUAUCGAGGAAUUCACCGGUACCCUCCCCUAGCGCAAAACUCCCCUCAACUAAUGUUUUCCCCAAAAACGAGGCCGAGUUGCCGCGAGAAGAAAACGAUACUAGUUUAAGAGCCUCGAAGCGAAGACGAGUUCCUAACAAAUUUUACGGUUAUUCUAGCGAUGAAGAGGAGGAGAAAGCGGCUCCAAAGUGGCGCAAGACUGAGGUUAUGCCGGUGCAGCAACCACUGACAGUUCCCCCGAUUACGAUAAAAACAGGACCGCCGCCAGUACAGCCGUUCCGGGGGUACCAAAACAAAGACACUCCUCGUAAAAUGCCCACGAUUAAAUUGAAACAGAAGGUGGAGGAUGGAGAAAGCGAAGUCGAAUCGAAUGACUCGAGUAACGAGGGUCGGAAUAUGCUGCAGGUGAACCCCGACGCGCUUUACUGCUAUUGCAAAUGUCCCUAUGAUGAGGUUUCGGAGAUGAUAGGGUGCGAUGCGAGGGAUUGUAGCAUCGAAUGGUUCCAUUUCGAGUGUGUCGGGAUCAUGGUGCCACCGAAGGGACAUUGGUACUGCCCCGAGUGUAGGAAAAAAAGACAACAGAAACGCGAAGCGCUCAAAUUGAAAGCGAAAACUUCGUGAGGUGGAGUUUUCGUAUUUACUAAUUAGAAGCUUGUGUUUUGAUAUUAUUUAAAAGUACGCUUAUGAGUUGUUAAUUUUUGUAAAGUUUUACCAUCAAGUAAUUUAUUUUUCAUGCAAUUAUGUGGCGAUUUUUGCAAUAAAAAGUUCACGGUGAUUAGAUUUUUAUUGUGUACACAGCUUUUAACUGGUAAAUUUUUUAGGUACUAAAGAUUGUAAAUAAUUGUUCUGUACCUGUACAUAGUUACUUUGUGAUUGAAGGAAAUCAUUUAAAUGUAUUUUGUAGAAUUAUCUUUUUUUAAUAUUAAGUAGUUUUAUUUUUUCUUGUCGUGUUUAAUAUCUAGACUUUUGCCAAAUUAGAUAUGUAAAUCUGUAAAUAUUUUUAUUAAUAUCGGCUCUCUUUAUAGAGAACUUUUCCACUGUAUGGAAAAUAUGUUAUUCUAAGAUCUGACUCGAUUUCAAAGUUAAAUUUGAUGUUUGUAACUUUCUGAUAGACAAAUAAACAUCGGGAAGUAACCGAU
Tribolium madens (black flour beetle) is the source of this 4917-nucleotide messenger RNA. RefSeq lists its product as uncharacterized. Gene Ontology annotation, biological process: regulation of transcription by RNA polymerase II. The transcript is spliced from 2 exons. The coding region runs from base 164 to 4399 and encodes 1411 amino acids. Gene Ontology annotation, molecular function: DNA-binding transcription factor activity, RNA polymerase II-specific; RNA polymerase II transcription regulatory region sequence-specific DNA binding. Gene Ontology annotation, cellular component: nucleus. The record is from RefSeq and is a predicted model, not a curated record. NCBI's taxonomy places the organism in Eukaryota, Metazoa, Arthropoda, Insecta, Coleoptera, Tenebrionidae.